This is a messenger RNA of Scophthalmus maximus (turbot), 1276 nucleotides long. RefSeq names its product histone H3. Gene Ontology annotation, cellular component: nucleosome. NCBI's taxonomy places the organism in Eukaryota, Metazoa, Chordata, Actinopteri, Pleuronectiformes, Scophthalmidae. The transcript has a single exon. Bases 29 to 439 code for a protein of 136 amino acids. Gene Ontology annotation, molecular function: structural constituent of chromatin; protein heterodimerization activity; DNA binding. The record is from RefSeq and is a predicted model, not a curated record.
ACGUUCAAUUCUCGAACAACCGUCAAGGAUGGCCAGAACCAAGCAGACCGCCCGUAAGUCCACCGGAGGAAAAGCUCCUAGGAAGCAGCUCGCCACCAAGGCUGCCCGCAAGAGCGCGCCGGCCACCGGCGGCGUGAAGAAGCCUCACCGCUACAGGCCCGGUACCGUGGCGCUGCGGGAGAUCCGCCGCUACCAGAAGUCCACCGAGCUGCUGAUCCGCAAGCUGCCCUUCCAGCGCCUGGUGCGAGAGAUCGCCCAGGACUUCAAGACCGACCUGCGCUUCCAGAGCUCCGCCGUCAUGGCUCUGCAGGAGGCCAGCGAGGCUUACCUGGUCGGCCUGUUCGAGGACACCAACCUGUGCGCCAUCCACGCCAAGAGGGUCACCAUCAUGCCCAAAGACAUCCAGCUGGCCCGCCGCAUCCGCGGGGAGAGAGCGUAGAGUCUCCCGGCCCCCGACACCACACAACGGCUCUUUUAAGAGCCACUCACUUAUACGUGAAGAGCAGAAAUUCUACACUAAGUUAUCAUGAACGAAAUGUUACAGAUGAGGCUCGGAGGAAGAAUUAUUAAAACUGUUUCCUCACAAUAGUCAUACUGUAAUCACAUGAGGCCGAAACGUGGUUCUGCCAUAUUCAGCAUCAUACACAUGUAGUUAAAUUAAGACCAUAUAAAACAUUAUUAAUACUUACUCAUUUAACUUGUUUGGUCCAGUGAAUCAUAAAUGGGAAGCUAAUAUUAGUCCAUUCUGCCAAAAGAAAUGAAAUUAUGACUUAAUCGAAUAUCAGAAUUGUUGUAUUGGUAUUAUUAAUCAGACACUUAAUGAUGUAGGAUGUUUGAAGUUCACAAAACGACUUUAUUUCAGAGUUGUUCAUGACAGUGUUUAAAACAAUGUAAACUAAAGGUUAUUGUUGGGCCCAAACCUCAUUGUUAAUAACUAUAAUAAAGAUGAAGUAUAAUCAUCAAUGAUACGUUUAAUCACAUCAGACACGUUAACAUUGAACAAUAUUCAUCUUUGCGCCAAACCUCGUUUUGAUUCAUCGUAAAGAAUAACUUCACUUUAUUAUAAAUGUGAAUAAGAACUGAUAACAUUUGAUUAAAGCUGGAUUCAGCUCAUCGGAUUAGUUUCCUCGUUGGAACAUUGUGUCGGUGAACUUCACUCAUGUCCGGAAACACUAGUAAUCUGUUGCUUUGACAUGUUUCAUUGGACAAAACCUCUUAGUUAACGUCUUACAAAUUAUUCUCAUGUAUGAUAUAGAGAUAUAAGGUGUAAUAAAUA